UACACGACCGAAUACAUAUGCUGCUCAGCCCCAUGUCGGGAUUUUGUUGCCUCAAGCUACUCGUCAAAUCAAAUUUACAAUGCAACCUCAAACAGAAGAUCCUGAUCAUGACAUGCUUCGCAACGAUAAUUUUAUGGUACAAAGUGCAGUUGUAAGUCCAGGAUUCGCAGAAAAAGAUAUUACACGAGGGCUGUUUAAGAAGGAAUCAAGUAAUCAAGUUGGGGAAUGCAAAAUCAAUGUUAGUUUUGUUGCUCCUAAACGACCAUUGCUACAACCAAUAGAAGACUACACAGAGGAUGCCCAUCCAACGACUUCAAUCUACGAUGCUCGGACAAUGAAUAUAAGCAACUCUUACACCUCAGCGCUCGAUGUUGGGACAGUAUAUUCGAGCAACUCUAAUGCUGCAUCCGUUGAGAAUUCAUUCAAUGCUCACUUUCAAGAAACCAGUACGGGCGAGCUUCUUAGUAUCGAACCCCAAGAGCUUCAAUUUCCAUGUAAAAGAUUAUGA
Molecule: messenger RNA, 508 nt
Organism: Erigeron canadensis
Lineage: Eukaryota; Viridiplantae; Streptophyta; Magnoliopsida; Asterales; Asteraceae
Exons: 4
Coding region: 80-508 (142 amino acids)
Biological process (GO): endoplasmic reticulum membrane organization
Cellular component (GO): endoplasmic reticulum membrane; plasma membrane
Source: RefSeq, a predicted model, not a curated record